AAGCAAUCCCUCAACAAUGGCUCCUAAGAAAGGUGUGAAACCAGUUGCAGCUUCCAAGAAGAAACCGGAGAAGGUUGCGAAUCCUCUGUUUGAGAAGCGACCAAAACAGUUUGGAAUCGGAGGAGCUUUGCCUCCCAAGAGGGAUCUACACCGUUAUGUGAAAUGGCCUAAGGUUGUUCGUAUUCAAAGGCAAAGGAGAAUUCUCAGGCAGCGAUUGAAGGUGCCCCCAGCAUUGAACCAAUUCACCAAGACCCUUGACAAGAACCUAGCCACAAACCUUUUCAAGAUGCUCAUCAAAUACAGACCUGAGGAUAAAGCUGCAAAGAAAGAUAGACUUUUGAAGAAGGCUCAGGCCGAGGCUGAAGGAAAGACAAUUGAGACAAAGAAGCCUAUUGUUGUCAAAUAUGGUCUUAACCAUGUCACCUAUCUAAUUGAACAGAACAAAGCCCAGCUUGUUGUUAUUGCUCAUGAUGUCGACCCAAUUGAGUUGGUUGUCUGGCUGCCAGCAUUAUGCAGGAAAAUGGAAAUUCCAUACUGUAUUGUUAAGGGAAAGUCUAGAUUGGGAACGGUUGUUCACCAGAAAACUGCAUCUGUUCUGUGCUUGACCACUGUCAAGAACGAGGAUAAGAUGGAGUUCAGCAGAGUAUUGGAGGCUAUCAAGGCAAACUUCAACGAUAAGUUUGAGGAAAACAGGAAGAAAUGGGGUGGUGGAAUUAUGGGUACUAAGUCUCAAGCCAAGACCAAGGCCAAGGAGAAGGUUAUUGCUAAGGAAGUUGCUCAGAGAAUGAACUAAGGUUCUAUGCUUGUUAGUUGAUGCCAUUUGCAAAACAUGUUUUGGAUAAUUUUUGUUGUUAAAAUGAAUUUUUAUGAAUCUGAUUUUGGAGCUUUUUUUUAUUAGAUGGCUUUUUAAGACA
Impatiens glandulifera is the source of this 914-nucleotide messenger RNA. Its product is annotated as 60S ribosomal protein L7a-2-like. Gene Ontology annotation, cellular component: ribonucleoprotein complex. The record is from RefSeq and is a predicted model, not a curated record. NCBI's taxonomy places the organism in Eukaryota, Viridiplantae, Streptophyta, Magnoliopsida, Ericales, Balsaminaceae. Gene Ontology annotation, biological process: ribosome biogenesis. The transcript has 7 exons. Bases 17 to 793 code for a protein of 258 amino acids.